AUGGCAACCUUUCCCCUUGACGGAUUUGAUGGAUACACGUCCAAGACGUUCGUCUUCAAGACGGAUCCUGAUGGCAAUCCCAUCCAUACAGACGUGGUUUACCCUACUCAGGCGGCAGACUCACCGAGCACCGUCCUUAUUCAUUUCCACGGCGGAUUCUUGGUGUUUGGUGACCGGUACAGCUUCCUCCCGUACUGGCUUGUCCAUGCAUCCGUCGCUCGGAACUGGAUUUUUGUGACACCAGAGUACCGCCUCAUCCCGGAAUCAACAGCCCAUGCCUCAGUUGAGGACGCAGUGGAUGCCUAUAAAUGGGUGAGAUCCUCGCUAUCGGGCCUGCUUGAACGCCCCAUCGGCUCGGUACUGGUUGCUGGAUCAAGCGCUGGUGGUUAUCUUGCCCUGACCACCACUACAAUUGUGGAAGAGAAACCGGACGCUCUGUUGUUGGUAUAUGGAAUGCUAGACGCGGCUGGACCUACCUAUACGACCCCCGGACCCAACAUCUUUGGGCAGCCCACAAUCGAGACAGGGCCAAUCUUGCGCGAAUUCCCAAUAACGAAAGAAGGCGACGGCAGAAAGAAACUCUCCGCGUACAAAAUGCCUCCUGACAUGGCCGCCGAUACAAGAUCGUCCCUCGUCUCAGCCCUCCAUGUUGAUGGGAUUUUCGUAGACUAUAUGACAGGCGUGGCUGGACUGGCUCGUGCUAUUUCGACACAAGGAGCGGAAGCUAUUGCAGACCGAGAUCGCCAUCUCUUCCCCUUGACGUUUGCGAACCUAGCUGGGAUUCCAAAGACAUACUUACUUCAUGGAGUGAAUGACUCAGCUGUCCCCGUCUCGUGCAGUGAGAAGGCAGCCGAGAAGCUUCGAGCUGCGGGUGUCGAGGUGGUAGAAGAAUUCCCGGCAGAUGCGGAACACGGCUUUGAUACGAGAGCUGGCAAUAUAAAUGUGGAGAGUGCGGAGAGAGAUGGACUGAAUGCCGUCGAGAGUCUAAGGAACGCUAUUCAAUUUCUCAGCUCCUCAGUUGCAGCCGUGGGACAAGGCCAAAAUCAUCCAGCUUCUGCAGCCAGUGAAUUGCAGAGGCUGUCACCCGCUGAUAAGCAAAAAGUUCAAGAAAUUGCUAUUAAAAUGAUGCAGAGUUCGUCAGAGGAACAGAAGAAUGUUGCCAGAGAGGUACUUCACCAAAAGUUUUCUAUGGCCGAGAUCCAGGAGAUACAAAGCCAGGGCAAGGAUCCUCUCAUCCUGUUCUACCAAGACCACGCAUACCAGGUACUCAAGGCGAAUACCGCUCGACAGUAG
Messenger RNA from Clonostachys rhizophaga, 1293 nucleotides. NCBI's taxonomy places the organism in Eukaryota, Fungi, Ascomycota, Sordariomycetes, Hypocreales, Bionectriaceae. The record is from the annotation of a GenBank genome assembly.